AAUUUCUCUCUCCUCUCUUGAACUUCUUCGGUUCUUCCUGAUGUAUUCUCCGCACGCCCGAAGUCAAUUUUGGUUUUCUAUUUCUCUAAUUUUCACUUUUUCUGCAUUUUUCCUAUUUUAUUCUUUUUCUUUUAUUCUAUUGUUCUUUUUCUCUUCUUCUCUACGCCUGUCUUCUUCCUCGACGACUCCCCUCUCCUCACCGAACGCUCUCCUGCAGCUCCGCUGCGCGAACCAGCACCACCACUACGACGAGCCCUCACCGGCCUUUGAGGCACCGGAUCCACCGUCCGGCGUCGGUCGUUCGGUCCGACCGGCACCGGUCACCGUAGGCCACUAGAUGGCCGGCGGUUUCUAGUAUCACCGGUGAACACGGUAAACAAGAACACAAAGAAAACAGGCGUUGCUCUCAGCCAAGCCAAACCAAUCAGUUUGUUUCAUCGCAUAUCCCACUUUUACAUUAAAAUUACACACUCAAGCAUAUGGAAUACCGAUUUUGCCGAUGGAAUGUCUUAAGUGCUACUAAAGUUACUGUUUUGCUAAUCUUGCAGUUAAAGGCCUUCAAAGACAGAUGGACAAAGUACAGACUCAAGUGGCAGCAGUGGUAAUCAUGGCAUGCAACCGCGCUGAUUAUUUUGAGAGGACCAUUAAGUCUGUCUUGAAGUAUCAGAAUGCUGUUGCUUCAAAGUACCCACUUUUUGUAUCCCAGGACGGGUCUGAUCCACAAGUUAGAAAGAAGGCCUUGAGUUAUGAUCAGUUAACCUACAUGCAGCAUUUGGAUUCUAAGCCGGUGCAAACUGAAAGGCCUGGGGAGUUGAUUGCAUACUAUAAAAUUGCAAGUCAUUACAAAUGGGCUUUGGAUGAAUUAUUCUACAAACAUAAAUUCAGUCGAGUAAUCAUACUUGAAGAUGAUAUGGAGAUUGCACCUGACUUUUUUGAUUAUUUUGAGGCUGCAGCUGCUCUCAUGGAAAAGGAUAAGACCAUUAUGGCUGUUUCCUCAUGGAAUGACAAUGGGCUAAAGCAAUUCGUGCAUGAUCCAGAAAUCCUUUACCGAUCUGAUUUCUUUCCUGGACUUGGAUGGAUGUUGAACAAAUCUACAUGGAAUGAAUUAUCCCCAAAGUGGCCUAAGGCUUACUGGGACGACUGGUUAAGGCUACAAGAAAACCACAAAGGUCGUCAAUUUAUUCGGCCAGAAGUGUGCAGAACUUAUAAUUUUGGUGAGCAUGGGUCUAGUUUGGGGCAAUUUUUCAGACAGUAUCUCGAGCCAAUCAAAUUGAAUGAUGUCCAGGUUGACUGGAAAUCCAAGGACUUGAGUUACCUGAUGGAGGACGAGUAUAUUAGGCAUUUUGCUGCAAUUCUGAAAAAUGCUAAACCUAUUUAUGGAGCUGAUGCUGUUCUGAAGGCCUCUAAUGUACAAGGUGAUGUGCGUGUUCAAUAUAAAGACCAGCCAGAUUUUGAACGCAUUGCCCGGCAAUUUGGUGUCUUUCAGGAAUGGAAGGAUGGUGUACCAAGGACAGCAUAUAAAGGAGUAGUUGUCUUCCGGUGUCCACCACCAAGACGUGUGUUUCUAGUGGGUCUGAAAUCUUUUGAGCUGCUUGGGAUCAAAGGUGUUUGAUGCUUUGAGGUCAGGUUUCAUGGCGCUGGUAAAUCAUGGUGCCAGAAUUUCGGCUUCCUCUUUCCUCCCCAACCCCUAGUGUAACUGGUACAUUAUUAAAGGAAUCGAUUGGGCAUCACAAUCAGAGCUUAAGAUUGCAAAUUCAGGUCAUCAGCCAGGUUUAACCCACUGCUGCUUGCUGAUGAACACAAGUGUAGAGGUCGGAGGAUUCCAUUAGGGAUUCUGAUUUAGGAGGGAGAGGGAGGAUUCUUCUAAACGACAGUGUCCAGUCUAUACCCAUUGAACGGCCGAACCAAAGCUUCAUUAUAAGAGUUUGCCAUAGGUCAUACUAGCAACUUAAUAGCAGGUAAGCUGACAACUUUUUUUGCUCCCAAAGGUGGUUUUCUUCUGUCUAGAUCGCCCCAAAAAAGGUGUGCUUUUCUUCUGUUGUACUAAGGAACAUAUAUGUUUUUUCUCGCCAUUUUCCCCUCGUGUUUUCAUUUCUCUUUCUCCCCUGUUUGGUUGGGUAGGAGCAGGCAGGACUAAUAUGUAGGAGAACCUCUGUAUACAAACAUGUCGUAUCGAAUGCUGCCAGAGGAACUUCUAGUUAAA
Molecule: messenger RNA, 2203 nt
Organism: Eucalyptus grandis
Lineage: Eukaryota; Viridiplantae; Streptophyta; Magnoliopsida; Myrtales; Myrtaceae
Product: alpha-1,3-mannosyl-glycoprotein 2-beta-N-acetylglucosaminyltransferase
Exons: 14
Coding region: 569-1612 (347 amino acids)
Cellular component (GO): Golgi apparatus
Molecular function (GO): alpha-1,3-mannosylglycoprotein 2-beta-N-acetylglucosaminyltransferase activity
Source: RefSeq, a predicted model, not a curated record